Aspergillus ochraceoroseus IBT 24754 is the source of this 1537-nucleotide messenger RNA. RefSeq names its product homocysteine S-methyltransferase family protein. The transcript has a single exon. Gene Ontology annotation, molecular function: S-adenosylmethionine-homocysteine S-methyltransferase activity. The coding region runs from base 44 to 1138 and encodes 364 amino acids. Gene Ontology annotation, biological process: S-methylmethionine cycle. The record is from RefSeq and is a predicted model, not a curated record. Lineage: Eukaryota; Fungi; Ascomycota; Eurotiomycetes; Eurotiales; Aspergillaceae.
UUCAUCCUCCACUAUCCCCUCCCCCCCCCACAAGCACGCAGCAAUGCUUCAGAUCCGUCUUCUAGAUGGUGGGCUAGGAACCACCCUUGAGGCUCCUCCCUAUCACGUCUGCUUCGGCACCGAUACUCCGCUCUGGUCUUCGCAUCUGCUCAUCUCUGACCCCACCAAGCUCCAGGCCGCGCACAAGGCCUUUCUCGAUGCUGGUGCCGAUAUCCUCCUAACCGCCACCUAUCAGACAAGCACGGCAGGUUUCACACGGACAGAUGCGAGUUACACACCCCAGGAUGCCGCGCGAUAUAUGCGAUCCGCAAUUCCGUUGGCUUGGGCCGCGAUUGCCUCUCUCGGUGAGGGGCAGCGGCCUCGUCAGGUUGCGCUCUCACUAGGCCCAUACGGUGCGACUACGUUUCCCGUUGGCACAGAAUAUACAGGGCUGUACCCCCCCGAGAUGGAUCGGGAGGAUGCAUUAAGAGAAUGGCAUGCCCAGCGUUUAAAGAUGUUUAUCGAGGGCGAGACCGAAGGCGACUCUGAUUCAUCAUGGGACAAGAUUGACUAUGUGGCCUUUGAGACGGUGCUGAGGCAGGACGAGGUGCGCGCUGUGCGAGGGGCCAUGUUUGAUGUGCUACGUGGUCAAGACAGGGUCCAGGGACAGAAAUCGCGUGAGAGCAAACCGUGGUGGAUCUGCGGUGUGUUCCCUGCAGAGGAAGUCGACGAGGACGCGAUCAGGAAGUGGGUUGAUGCCGCGCUCGCCGAGGAGUCUGGAUUCCCUCGACCAUGGGGAAUCGGCCUGAACUGCGUCCGGAUGGAGAAUGUCGCGAAGAUUGUUUCCAUUAUGCAGGAUGAGGUCCGUCGCCUGUCCGAAAUGCCCCAGGGAGGGUUUGCGGACGAGUGGGACAGUUCCUCCGGGAAACCCUGGCUGGUGCUCUACCCCGACGGUACAAAGGGGGAGAAGUAUGACCAGGUCACGAAAACGUGGGUGAAAGUCCGGGAGCCCAUUGAGACGCGACCGUGGGAUGAAGCGUACUGGGAUGUGGUACAGAGCGUAUCCGAGGAAGAUUGGGAAGGCCUCGUGAUGGGCGGUUGCUGCCGCGCUGGUCCGGCUGAAAUCUCAGCGUUACGCCGUAGGAUUGAUGCCGCCUGAAAUGAUCUUAAGGGUCGUGUAGUUACGACCUCUUUGGGGGUCUAUCAUACGAUCACCAGUAACCCAGCUAGGGAAUGUGCUAAACACACGGCUAUUCCCAGAAUCGGACGAACUUCCGUACACCUCGAGCUACUCGAGGAUUUUUGUAUCAUAGAGAAUUGCGCCUUACGCCUUGAAAUACGACGCGUACAGGGAGCGGACAGACUUCCAAGUCAAUUUCUACAAUGCUAACUUAGAUAUCCGCUCUGCCCAUUAAGUUUCUGCGAGAUUCCUGAUCGCUUUCAGUGAUUCGUGGGGGAUGCAUUUCGUGACUAUGAGGGAGGUUAGGGUCACGGUCUAUCUCUAUGGCAGUUUUAGAUCAUUCGUGAACUAUAGCAACAAGAGCUUAUUCCUAACGAG